CAAGCCCAAGCCUAAUAAAUCGCAAAGAGAUUCUCCUUGUGCGCACACGGUAACUUUUACUUUUGUCUUUGUGAAGAUGUCGACCACGUGGAGAAUAAAAAUUUUGUAGAUGACGAUAAUAAUUUUCGAGAGGAGUUGCUUGCUUAUUCAAAAGUGAGGUGCGUUGUGGUAUGUGGUCCCCGAUACUAAGUAUACAACUUUGACAGAGCAAGAAUUGUACACCAUGCCGGAAACUCUUGUACCGAAGCAGCCCGCUCUUGCCUCGCAUGGUGUUACGGCGGUAGGAGUGGUCCGAGGACAACAUCAAGCGGAUCAUGAUGUUUCGUCAUCUUCUACUACUGCAAAGGCCAAAUCCGCUACCACUUCAUCAAAACAAGACCCUCACCUCUUCCCCACCGUGGACGAGUUGCAGGAGCUGACCCCGCGAUCCAAAGUGAAAGCCCUGAUCACCGACAUCCGGGGGAAAGCGAACAGCAUUAAGAAGGCGUUGGACCGGGCCAAACACGCCGCGAAAAACGUGGAGGCGGCGGAGGCGCUGGCGAGAAGACGAGGAGAGGAAUUCUCUCGCGAGGGGGACGAGCAGAACCACCCAGGGGCAAGAGCCCGAGAAGCCACGUCCUCGCGCGGAGGUGUCAAAAGCCAACUUGGCGAUUAUGUCUCUGACUCGUCGUCGUCAACAGCCACAGCCGCGUCAGCGAGAACAAAGGAAACAGGACUAGCGCCGCGCCCUUCUGUGUCAGACAAAAACAACAAGGACCCCACGACCGCCUUCCUGGACUUUGAGAACGAUCCGAGUUUCAAAAAGGAGCUGUUGCAGCAGUUUCUACAAAAGCUCUCAGCUUCGUGGCUGCGGGAGCUGCGGCCGGUAUUUUUGAAGUUGGAAGAUCUGGAGAAGAAACUGUCCAGGUGCGAAGAUUUGUUUUUCCGCGCCAAACACGCGAUAUUGGAAAAGGAACUGAGGAAACUGCUGGUGGUGCACAAGUGACGACGGCGGUGACGAGGGAUACUCAAAACUUCCACAAAGGUAUUGGAUUUUUUUCGGCGAGACAGCCAAUGUGAAAGAAUGUGAAGAAUUUCGAAAGAAUGUAGUACAAAAUCAAAAGGAAAAGCAACUCUAUAAGUGGUUCAGUAUUAUUACCACGAGCAUCAAUCGGUAAAAACGCAAAGAGGAACACGGAAAUAAAGGGUAAGAGGCGAAGGAGAUUAGGCAUUCAAGAACCGGGAGCGCGCGUUGCAUUGAGGAGCUGCAGCCAGCCUUCUCAUUUCAGCAGAACAAGUAGCACAUACUUACAUUAGAAUCGAGAUCAUGAUGAAGUGAGAAAAUGAAAAUGUCGAUCAGGACGAGUUCAGCAUCUGCAUCACGAAAAAUCAAGAUCAACUAAAUACAGCAUGCAAAGGGAAGCCAGACCAUUUCUAAAAAAAUGUGUAGUGAAGAAAACAAUUGGA
This is a messenger RNA of Amoebophrya sp. A120, 1446 nucleotides long. The record is from the annotation of a GenBank genome assembly. NCBI's taxonomy places the organism in Eukaryota, Dinophyceae, Syndiniales, Amoebophryaceae.